CCGCACUCCAUUUUCAAACCCUACUCCCUCUCCCUCCUUCACUCUUCACUACACAAAAAUUUACUCCAUUUUUUCUUCUUUUUCACUCUGGUUUUUUUUUUUUAAAAAAUAGAAAAAAACUCAAAAAACACAGGAAACUUGCAGGGAAGAGGCCGAACGGAGAUGGAUCGGUACCAAAGAGUGGAGAAGCCGAGGCCAGAAACGCCGAUUAACGAGAAUGAGAUUCGUAUUACUACGCAGGGCAGAAUGAGGAACUAUAUCACUUAUGCCACUACUCUCCUUCAGGAGAAAGGAUCAAAUGAAAUUGCUCUGAAAGCAAUGGGCAGGGCGAUAAACAAGACUGUGAUGAUUGCUGAAUUGAUUAAGAGAAGGAUUGCUGGACUUCAUCAGAACACUUCAAUUGGUUCUACUGACAUAACAGACAUGUGGGAGCCGCUCGAAGAGGGUCUUCUUCCGCUGGAAACUACUCGCCAUGUUUCAGUGAUAACCAUCACUUUGUCGAAGAAGGAACUGGAUACAUCCUCCACAGGUUACCAACCACCUAUUCCUGCUGAUCAAGUGAAACCAUGGAAUGAACAUGAUUAUGAUGGAGCUAUAGAGGGCUCUCCUUAUAAUCGGGGACGAGGACGCCGUGGUCGAGGAAGAGGAAGAGGGGCUAACAUGAAUAAUGAAGCAGUGGACUACAAUGGAGAUGUCAACUGGGACAAUGGGCGCAGUUAUGGUAGCAGGGGAAGAGGUCGUGGAAGAGGCAGUAGAUUUCGUGGGCGUGGAGGAAGACGUUUCGGUGGUAGAAAUAUGUCCCAAGAAAUUGGCUUUUAUAAUGACUAUGGUGGAGGAGUUGCUCAAGGCCGUGCCGCUCUUGAUUCUGCUGUGAUUGAAUGCAACAGAUUCUUGCUUUCCAAGCAAUUUGCUAUUGCGGAAUGCGCGGACGAGGAAGAGGCAGGGGGAGGGGCCGUGGGCGGGGACGUGGUCGGGGAUUCAGAUCAAAUGGUCCAGUCCAGGCUGUUUCCUGAUCCCUAGACUUGGAGGUGUUGGAAGAUCUCGUUUAGUUAACAGAGUAAUGGAUGCCUGCUCUGCUGAUAAUUUAUUCUUAGGUAGAGAAGGAAGGGGAAGAAAUGAAGGGCAAACAGGCAUUAUAUUUCUAAUGAUUAUAGGCACCUCUUCGUAGUUUGAGCUAGUGCUUGCUUGUGUUCAGUGGCCUUUUUUCUCUUUUAGUCUGAAGAUAGGGAGUAAUUUUUCUAUUAUGGCUGACAAUGAGUUAAGUGUACACGUUUCUUCUUGUAGGAAAAUAAUAGAGCAGUACAUUCUUUCAGUUUAAUCUCUGAUGCUGUAUGACAGUUCUGUACAGAUUUGCUUUCUCAGGAUUUAUCAGUUAAUUACACAAUCCUGCGUGGGCUUCUUUUCUCUUUCGAGAUAUAUGGCAUGACAUGAUAUUACUGAAAUG
Carica papaya (papaya) is the source of this 1444-nucleotide messenger RNA. RefSeq lists its product as uncharacterized. The record is from RefSeq and is a predicted model, not a curated record. Gene Ontology annotation, molecular function: RNA binding. Lineage: Eukaryota; Viridiplantae; Streptophyta; Magnoliopsida; Brassicales; Caricaceae.